GUUAGGUGAAGGAACGAUCAGAGGUCUGUGUGAUCAGAGCACAUCCGGGAACUUACAGUGUUAGCAUUAGCACAGGUCAUCAUGCUCUCCUCAGCAAUAAGGAGGACUGUCUUGCGUGGUGUUCGGUCUCCCCGGCGUCCAGAUGGUGCGGUCUCACUGCUGAGCCGGUCUUACCGCGGCGACGCUCCGGACACAGAGCAGUUCGCCUUCAGCCUGCCCCCGUGGGAGGAGAAGAAGAACGAGCCGCUGGACAUCAAGAGAAGGCGUCUGCUGUACGAGAGCAGGAAGAGAGGCAUGCUGGAGAACUGCAUCCUGCUCAGCCUUUUCGCUAAGCAGUACCUGGAGAGCAUGAGUGAAUCCCAUCUGCGUCAGUACGACCGUCUGAUCAACGAGCCCAGUAACGACUGGGACAUCUACUACUGGGCCACAGAAGCGAAACCUACCCCAGAUGUCUAUCAGGGAGAAGUGAUGGAGCUGCUGAAGGAGUUCACUAAGAACAGAGAGAUGGAGCAGAGACUGGACGCCCCGAGCCUGGAGUACCUCGACACACACAGGCGCUGAGGGGUUUAUCCUCCUGGUGAUGUGGCUCAGAACAUGCGCCUGGUGGAAGAGUUUGUGUGUGUGUGUGUGUGGGACUGAGUAUGACUGAGACUAAGAAAUGAUGCUUGAUGUGAUUCGAGUCAGGUGUGGAGAGUGUGUGUGUUACCUGUACAGUGAUUAUAAUGUGGAGCUCUAUAUAAUAAAUGUUUGAUUAAAGAUGAUGAUGAAGAUGA
Clarias gariepinus (North African catfish) is the source of this 773-nucleotide messenger RNA. RefSeq names its product succinate dehydrogenase complex assembly factor 2 (gene sdhaf2). Gene Ontology annotation, cellular component: mitochondrion. NCBI's taxonomy places the organism in Eukaryota, Metazoa, Chordata, Actinopteri, Siluriformes, Clariidae. The transcript is spliced from 4 exons. Gene Ontology annotation, biological process: mitochondrial electron transport, succinate to ubiquinone; protein-FAD linkage; tricarboxylic acid cycle. The coding region runs from base 82 to 561 and encodes 159 amino acids. The record is from RefSeq and is a predicted model, not a curated record.